Molecule: messenger RNA, 336 nt
Organism: Strongylus vulgaris
Lineage: Eukaryota; Metazoa; Nematoda; Chromadorea; Rhabditida; Strongylidae
Source: the annotation of a GenBank genome assembly
AUGAAGAAAGAACAUCGGUAUUGGACAUGGGAGUCACCCAACGAUACGACUCAUGCGGAGAGCGACCACAUUCUCACCAUUUCGCGCUUACUGGACGUCUCAGUGCCAAAAGCUGGAAAAGAAGAUUUGCCACAGUGUUGGAGGAAGAAACUCGUAUAUGACGGCGUCAGUCUGGAGGAGCUCCUGACCAUUUGUGGCUGCCCCAUCGAGGAGGACCCGACGAAAGAUUGCGACCUGCUUCUUAGAGGACGGAGAGCAUGUGGUGAAAGUGCCUCAAUGCCACAAGGAACUUGGAACAAAGCCAACAGGGAUCUGCUAGGAGGAGAAGAGCACUGA